Molecule: messenger RNA, 891 nt
Organism: Dracunculus medinensis (Guinea worm)
Lineage: Eukaryota; Metazoa; Nematoda; Chromadorea; Rhabditida; Dracunculidae
Source: the annotation of a GenBank genome assembly
AUUUGCAGUCGUUUAGUAAUGUCAUUUAAUGUUUGGUAUGGCUAUGAAACUCGGUUAAUUUAUAUUCCUUAUCAUUAUAACUACUCAUUAUCAGUUGAAAAAUAUUGGAAUCCACAUUUAGUCCAUUAUCUUUUUUCUAAAUAUUGGAGUGUGUCAAUCUAUAUAGCAAUCGCAUAUGUUGCAUUAAUUCAUUUAUUGGAAGGGUACCAAAAAAUGCGUAAAGAAUGGUCACUUCGUUUGCCAUUAUGUAUUUGGAAUGCUUCAUUAGCAUUAUUUAGUGCAUUUGCAACAUUCAGAUUUGGCGAAGAAUUUUUAAAUACAUUAUUGAAUCGGCCAUUGCUGGAUUCGGUUUGUUACUCAAUAAAUCCAGAAUCACCGGCAUCAUUUUGGGCAUGCGCAUUUGCUAUAUCGAAAAUUGUUGAAUUAGGUGAUACAUUCUUUGUUGUUAUGCGAAAAAAGCCGUUAAUAUUUCUUCACUGGUACCACCACGCAGUUGUUCUUAUUUAUAGUUGGAAUUCAGCGUGUGAAUUAACUGCGGCUGGUCGUUGGUUUAUUUUUAUGAAUUAUUUUGUACAUUCGAUUAUGUAUACAUAUUAUUCGAUCACUGCCUAUGGUAUACGUCUUCCACGAAUAAUAGCGAUGUUUGUUACAAGUUUACAAACAUUGCAAAUGCUUUUAGGUUUAGUUAUUUCGAUCGCUGUGCUAAAUUUCAAGCUUAACGGUAUUUUGUGCCAGCAAUCGAUGGACAAUUUGGCACUGUGCUUUGCUAUUUAUGCAUCAUUUGCGAUGUUGUUUUUACGAUAUUUCUAUUUUGCAUAUCUGAAGCCGAAGAAAAAAAUGGAACAAAAAAUAAAAAAUGGUGAAAUUGUGACCAAGUCAAAAUUCGAAUAG